Messenger RNA from Dreissena polymorpha, 5065 nucleotides. RefSeq lists its product as uncharacterized. The record is from RefSeq and is a predicted model, not a curated record. Lineage: Eukaryota; Metazoa; Mollusca; Bivalvia; Myida; Dreissenidae. The transcript has 11 exons. Bases 572 to 2188 code for a protein of 538 amino acids. Gene Ontology annotation, cellular component: cytoplasm; spindle microtubule; nucleus. Gene Ontology annotation, biological process: regulation of cell cycle.
GUUGUCAGUAAAAACUUCCUUUUGCUAUAAAUAGUUUGUCAGCAGGCUUUUUUUCACAUUGAAUAUGAAAAUAUCAAGGGCAUCGCAUAUGACGACCAAUUCGACGUUUUAUUUGCAGGAGUUACAGAUGACGCUCUUGGAUUGUAGCAGUUCCUUCAUGUUAAUAUAAUGCUGUUCAACGCUAUUCUACCAGCGAACACAUCGGAGUGGACAAAUAUCCAAGAUGCAGCGUAAAAACUAUUAAACGUGACUCAAAAGAACUCGCACUUGCGUUGGAAGAGUCUGUAAUGCAAAUAGCAUUUUUUAAUGACUAGUUAAUUGUGUUGAUGUUUGAUCAUACAAGUGAAACUUUAGAUGGUAUACCAAGUAUAAGUCUUGGUAAAAGAUCCGACGAUAUCUUGUACCGAACACGAACAAGAGUAAACGUUCAUUAUGGAUGGUUAGACUAUUAUUAAAAGUGGAAGUUAAUAAAGAUCGUGGCUUCACAACCAUUACUGUGCAUCAGCAGUGGUGAUUGCACUUGCCCAUAAAUUCCAAAGCGAAUAACGCAACAGAGUUACAAUCCACUAACAUGUUCACAAGCAUGGAUUCACUCAGAAAGCUAAGUGCAGCGGCUUUAACGGCUUUGCGCCUGUUGCUUAUAUUAUCUGGAAUAGAACCAAAUCCUGGACCUUUCAACAAAACUAAUGGAGCCGGUUACCCUGCUUUCCACGACUGGGCGCUAAAGUCAGUCUUUGUUCUCAAUGUAGACCGAGAAAUGGAGGCAACAAUUUGGAACAAGAACUCAUCAGAAGCUAGAUACACCAGUUUCAGAAGGAUAUUGGUGACCAUUGGAAGAAAUUGUGGAAGUAACACUGCAUGCAUAUACAUCCGAGACAAAAAGAUAUUUCUUCUUUUAACAUCAAAACUACUUUCGAAAAUAGACUUUAUAAAGGCAAACAAACCAUUUCCACAAUCAUUUUUCGUAUAUCUUAAUGACAAUGGGGCAAUUCAAAUUUGUCGCAUAUCUUCAGAUCUCAGUUCUUUUCUCGCACCUGUCAAUGAAUACAUUACAAGUGGGAAAGUUACUUGCCUAGAUUAUAAUGAUUUUCAACCCUCAGUAUCUUUGGUUCAAAGCAAACAAUCUAAAGUAUCAAGCAUUACAGAGGACAAAACCCAUUUGGCAGGUUUCAGUAAUUCAGUGUAUAAUUUGAAAAUUUACAUCCAUGAAAAAGAAGAAAGCCCAACUCCCGCGUAUCCAGUUGAAAACGAGGAACAAAAUACCAUAGCCGUUCAAGCUGUUGGCGAUGUGGAUGGGUUUCGUUCAUUUGUUGCUACGUCGUCAGGCUUGAGUGAACUUCCUAUUCCAUGGAGCUACCAAUCCCAGACACAGAGUACUUCACAGGUGCAACAGCAUGGAAACAACAUCACUCCUCUACAAAUACACGAGCCAGUUACUGUUGCAAGGAUAGAACUAGACACAUCGGAACGAUAUGAUCCGACGGAAAUCCGGUGCAAUAGUUCAAAUCCUGUAGUAUCGAAUACACAAAGGUGGCGGGGCGAAGCAACGGAUUAUCCGACGGCAAAAUAUCCUCGCUAUGCAGCGGUCGAAGAUAGGACCGCAUCCUUUAGAAACUGGCCAAGGACACGACCAACAAUACCAGCUUUGUGUCAGAGUGGGUUUUUCUAUACAGGUAACGAUGACUUGGUUAGAUGUUUCUGCUGUGGUAUUGGUCUAAAAGACUUUUCCGACACUGACGAUCCUCUACAAGAACAUGUCCGUCACUCUAGGAACUGUGCUUACCUUUUAGUUUUGUUGGGAGGCCAAGACGGAAUGGAACGAUACCACCGAAGUUUGCCAACACAUGACCCCGAAGAGAUCAGACGCCAGCAGCGUCUUCGAUAUAUCAGCCAACAAAGUGUUCCUGCGACUGGGUAUAGGGCUAGACACGAACGGCUUCGGUCACUGCAGUCUCGAUUGGAUACUUUCACUAACUGGCCGUCACAUGUGACCCAAAGACCUCAAGAGCUCGCUGAAGCUGGCCUGUAUUACACAGGUAACGACGACCAUUGCCGAUGCUUUGCGUGUGACGGUGGAUUGAGGAAAUGGGAACACGGAGACGAUCCCUGGAUAGAACACUGUCGAUGGUUUCCUGCUUGUCCUUAUGCACGCGAAGUAAAAGGGCGCGAUUUCAUCGACCUUAUUUAGCUUUCAGCUGAUCAAGCUGCCGAAGAAAACGCAUCGGCGCCGCAACAAGAUAUGACUAACUCAUUGGCUGCCAUGUCAAUGGAGGAUCCUCUAGUUCAGAGAAUUGUUGAUCGACAUGACAGUAUGCUAAAAGAGAGCAUGGGAUUUUCUGAGGAAGAAAUCAAACAGGCAGUUCUCGAACUCGUUCAGCAAGGCAAUAAAACACCCAGCAUUGAAGAUAUCGUCACCCAAAUUGAAGUUAUUGCAGAGAGAAACGCAGUAUCUCGGGACUUUCAGAUUAUCCAGAAUGUUCAACAGACAGAAGAUGGAAUGAUAGAGGAAAAUAUCCGGCUGAAAGGAAUACUUUUGUGCUGCAUUUGCAGGACCAAUCACGUGAACAUUCUCUUCUUGCCAUGUACACACCUCAAAGUGUGUCUUGAGUGUUCGAGAAAUCUUCGUAGUUGUCCUCUUUGUAAGAGGGGAAUUAAAGACAAAAUCCGCACAUACAUGCUUUAAUUUUGAAAUAUGGGACUUUACUAAAAUCCGUUUGCCGUUGAUAUGUGUUUAUAAGACUCAAUUUAGCGAUCUUCAGAGAUCGUAGAAAAUUUUAAUAAAGGUAAAAUGUAAAACGUGCCAUGAACCAGCUUUGAAACACGGCUGAUUUGGGUGGAGAAACAAGUCAAUGUUUAUUUGUUAGCUCUCAGGAAACAGAUAUGUACAUCCUUAAGGCGACACUAGGUCAGUGGUGUCUUGGGUUUACAAAAUGCAGUGACACCCUCAAGGAAGUAAAUAUUUACAUAAUAUUGCCUUAUGAUUUGUGUGCAUUUUAUUUUAAACAUUGAUUAUUCUGUGUUUUUAUUGGUGGGAUUUUAAUGUUACGAUUCUUUGUUAUAACGUCAUUUGUAUCUUAGCAUGUAGAUUAUUGAAACACAUGGUAUGGUAUUCAAGCUGCAACCAUAGCAAACGCUUUGAUUUGUAAAAAGGAGUAUAAUAUAUUUUGAGAUACAUUAGUUUUUGUUAGGGGAAUUGUUUACAAACCGCCGAAUCUAAUCCACAUACAUGCCAUAUUUGCAUACCAAUGUUAUGCUCUUGGUAGAUCAUCUUUGUAUGACAAUUUAUGCAUCAAAGCAGUUUGUCUUUGAUGUAAAAACAAUAUCUUUAAAGCAACAAUAUAAUUUAGAAUACCGACAUUAAUCGUAGACGAGCACGCGAUAUAUUGUAUAGAUGUUGUGGACUUGACUCGUUUGCAUAUUGUAGUACGAUGUAGACGGAGAUUGUAUUGUUUUUACAUGUAAACACUGUACUGUGCUAAUGCAACUGAACCAAAUAAUAUGUAUUGCACAAGUUUACAGCCGUAAAUAUAUAAAUGUAUUUUCGUGAUUUAAGAAAUUCAUUUGCAUAUUCGCGAUUGGUUUUUUCUGUUGAUAGUUCUGAUUUACAGGUUAUAAAAAUGCAUUUAAAUAUUCACAUUGAACGCUAGUUCGUGAUUGUGUUGACAUCGCCCUGGCUUGUUUAGGUAUAUGGUGAACUCGGACAAGUAAACUAUCAAAACAGGAUAUAUAUUAAUAUAAUAACAUACUGGAUAAAACUUUUAAGAACACAAGAUAAUACAUUUAACAAAAAGGUUUAUUUGACUAUGCUUAAUUUUAGUAUUGAGUAUGCACCCAAGAAAAAUUGAUGCAUAUUAUUAAAAGAUCUACAAAGUAAUUUGGGAUUUUAUUCUGCUUGGCUUUUCCAAGAUGUUGAAAAUGAAAAUGCAAUCAUAGCGGUCGUAAUGCAAAGAUUGAGCUACAUGUUUGUAAAGAAUUGGAAAGAGAGACUUCAAAUUUCUUCUAGUGCACAUUUUUAUCAAUAUAUCGCUUAUUUUUAAUUUCAACCGUACCUUAAUAACUUAAUGUAUGUUAUGUUAAACAAUUUUGUAUUAGUUUAUCAAAACUAGUAUAUCAUCACAUUAAUUAAAUAUUGAGACAGGUAAAUAGACCUACGUCAAUGCCAUUAGAUCAAAUAAAUAGUAAUAUUUGUAAUAAACUCGAAGACGGGUUUCUAUUUAUUCUUGAAUGUAAAUUAUAGACGGAACUAAAAACAAAAUAAUCCAAUGUAUUACAGACAGAGACCAAAUAUGUACACUAUAUAUACAGCUUAUAACAUCAACUAAUGAAAUAUUAAUGUAUUACUCAUUUAAGUUCGAUCGCAUACCUGUGUAGCAUCUAUUUAAUGUAUUUAAAUGUGUUUUGUACCGCGAUCGGGUUGUAAUUUUAAAUGUAUUUAUUAGGUACUGCACUUUCAAACGCUAUGUUUAUAUCUCACUACGAAAGAAAUAACAACUGAACAAAAGUUGUCUUUAUCUUUUCAAUAAAGUUUUCGUGCCAUUUCUAAAUGUCUUUUACGACAAUAUGGCUGUAUUUUACGCAUUGAAAUGCAUAUAAUUUAAGCUAGUAUGUCAGUUUUAACCAUGACUAUAACUGCUGUACUUUUAUAUAGCAUGUUACAUGACGUUUGGAUCAACUAUUUUUUUUAUUUCGUAGGUGGUCUGAACAAGGCUUAUGAAAUACUUAUUAAUUAAAAUCCAACGUCGUCAUUUCAAUGUUGUUUUGCGUAUUUGUUUAGCUACAAACACCGUUUCAUAGUAUCAGUUUAAUCAAAUAUUUUAAUGUGACCAGAGCCUAUAUAUUUUCGUUUCUUAUAAGGCCAGCAAAGGCUAAUUCAUAUGCUAUUGUUACAUGCAUGAGUAAAAAUUGACAUGUUUUUUAUUACAGCUGACUGUACAAUAGUUUCAUAUACGAAAACAAUUUUAUUAUGUUCACGUAUUGUUAUAUUACUCUCAAAUAUGUAAAAUCUGCUCUAUUUAUAUAUUAGUAUCAUACGCAUGUGUCUUGUGAAUCGCAUUUUGUUACUUCG